Molecule: messenger RNA, 780 nt
Organism: Yarrowia lipolytica CLIB122
Lineage: Eukaryota; Fungi; Ascomycota; Dipodascomycetes; Dipodascales
Cellular component (GO): cytosol
Molecular function (GO): holo-[acyl-carrier-protein] synthase activity; magnesium ion binding
Source: RefSeq, a predicted model, not a curated record
AUGCGACUGCUUCCUGUCGAAUCUCAGCUCGACAUUUCGCGUUUUCGGUACAGAAGCGAUGCGAAGAUGGCUCUCGGCUCUCAGCUGCUCCAGCGGUAUAUUGCCACCGUUCUGACAGGCAAGAAGUGGACGGACAUUGUCAUUUCGAAGACUCCGCAGGGCAAGUCAUUUGUGGCCAACUCGCCGUUCGACUACAACAUCAGUCACCACAGCGAGCUGGUGGUUGUGGCUGUUCGUCCUGAUGGCAAGCAGAUUGGAGUGGAUAUCACCUCGACUGUUCCUCCCUCAAACUGGACUAUGAACUGGAUGGAGGGCUUUUCACAGAUUUUCUCGCCGUUCGAGUACUCUCAGGUCACCAGCGACAGCACCGGCAAUGGCGAGUUCUUCUUGCGGUGGGCACUCAAGGAGUCGUAUUCCAAGGCCAUUGGCAUGGGGCUCAACAUGGACCUUGCCAAGCUAGAGUUCAGAAACCUGGACACGGCCAGACUGAUGGACGCGGCCAAGGACAAGACCGGAACCGACGUUGUGGGCGCCGUGGCUGUCCAGAGAGGCUGGAGCAACUCUGCGCAGCUGUGGAUCGAUGGAGUCGCACAGGACAGAUGGCACCACGAGAUUUUCAUGCUCAACAACAAUCAUGUGAUCGCUCUGGCGACACACAAGGAGGGUGUGAAUGAGGUGGAGCAGGUGCGACUGAGAAAUUUAACGGUGGAGGAGUUGAUGAGCAGAGCGUUGCCUUUUGGACCGGCUGUGGCCAUGCAGCCUCAUUCCAACCCGGUCUAA